AGCUUCACUUGUGUUGGUUUGUUAGUUGCUGAAAUCUUGUUCCAAAUGUUUGUUUCCUAAUAUAAAUAACAAUUAAAGACAGCCGCCGAUAUGGACGAUUCGGUGUUUAAGCUGAAAUACCAGAAAUACAAGCUACGUGUGAAGUUGUGGGAAAAGGAUUUCAAAAAGAAAAAUGGCCGGGUUCCAUCGAAGUAUGAUAUACGGGAGGCCAGCCAAGAGAUUCGCGACUCCUACAAGAUGUACUACAAACUGAAGACCUCCUUCCUAGAGGAAACACUGAACGAUGUGCUCAGCGAGGAUGGCUACGAUAUCCUGGAGAUGUCGCAGGCCAGUGAUCUGGGCGUAAGCCUGCUGGAUCAGGAUGUCAGUCUUGGUGGUGGCCCCCAACUGCCCCUUGAUAUAUCCGCACUGGUGGAGCCACAGAGCUCUGCCAAUCUGGGCGAGAAUCCGCAACAGGCGCAGGGCUCGUUUUCCAAUCUUCAGGAUCUGCCCAAUCGCCAAGUGCUCACCAAUCUGGUCAACCGCGACGAGAACCAUGUGAUCCGUAAGUUCGAAGCGGUGGAUGAGCUGCCGAUCAACCGGAAUGCCUGGGGCAUGGAAGUCAGCAAGAAGCAACCAGAUCUGGGGCAACCCCUAGAGGCUUCUCUUUCGGCUCCGGUGCAGGGAAAACCGCUUAAGGCUACCGCCAGUCUUAAGCCCAGCUUGAGUGCCAAGCUAUUCAAAUCCACAAGCGGAUUUGCCAAACGAAAUCCCCGCAAGCCGUUGUCACGCACUUCAGUCAACGCAUCCAGUUCAACCACAUCCCUCAGCUCAGUUCCUUCUGCUUUGGCAGAAGAACUGCCCGAUUUCGAGACCAUACUAAUACGCAAGGCGCAGGAGUACAAGGAGAAGGAGCAGGCCUUAGCCACUAACACGCUGCUGGCCGGCGAUCACACUAAGGAAACUAUCAAAACGCAGGUGGACGACGGCUGGCUGCAGCGGAACACAAAGGAGAAUACUCUUGAGGUGGAGUCGCCCCUUCCAGCAGCACAUAAUAAUAAUGGUCCGCCAAAGAAAACCAACUUUGGACUGGCCAAUCUUGAUUUGAGUAAACUAAAGUCCACUGCCAAGGAGGAGCAGCUGGUGCCGGUAAAGAUCGAAACGGUAGCCAGCACAGAGGUGCUGCAAUCUGUUGACAGUUCUAUAAUGAACCAGAAACCGGCUCCUGCUGCAACCAACCAGAAGCCACCUGCUCCCAAGCUAAAACAUCCUCCUGCAGAACAGGACACUGAUUCCGAUUCAGACUCUGUUGUGGCUGAAAGCGAGGAGGAACCGGAGCCCCAGGAGUACCGACAGCUGGCCAAACGGCGCAGGAUUAUGCCAGCCACAGCAGGAUCUUCUGAGGCAGCCGAAGUAGCUGAAAUAGCCAACAAAUCCGAACCGAAACCUGAAGCUGGGGCUCCAGUCGAUCCAGAGGCUGAUUAUGCUAUGGACUUCUCCGCCGACGAAGAUGGGGAUGCAACCUAUGAGCCGAAGAAGAGCAAGAAAGAACAGGCAAAGCGCAAACAAGCAGCCGGAAAAAGGAAGACCCCCAAACCCAAGGCGGAAGCUAAGCCCAAAGCUGAAAAGAAACCCAAAGUCAAAGCGGAGAAGAAACCCAAGGUGGAGAAGAAGCCAAGGAGCUCUAAGAAGGUCUCUGCUGCUGAGCCUCCGCCUGUUGCCGAGGAGGAGGAACAGAGUCAGCCCUUGAAUCCGGAAGACUUGAGGUACGUGCUGGCGUUGGAGGCAGGCGACAUAACCUCCGUUCCCCGAAUCAAUCAGCAGGAUCUGGAGAAAGCAGACGCCACUGCGCGGCGCUAUAUAAGCACUUUUGCAGCGGCACCCAGGACAGAGAACAGAGCAGAGGGAUCCAACCCGCUGGUGGAUGAAAAGCGAUCCGCUGCCCGAAAGAAACUGGAGGAACGGAUAGCUACUGGGAAAUUAAACGAAAACUUUGUCACCAUCAACAUUCAAAAGAAGAAAUUUGUGCGCGGCAAAAAGAGCGUGAACUUCAGCAAGUACAAGAAGCAGCAGUGGCGGCACAAGAAGCGCGUGGCUGCCUUGAGUGGCCCGGAUAUGGACAUGGGUGGCUGCGACGGCGGAGUGCUCACCUGCUUCCAGUGCGGCGGAGUGGGACAUUUCGCCCAGCAGUGCAAGGUGAAGGGGGACAGCCUGUUGCCCCUAUCCGCCCAGUUGGAGGAGGAUCCCUCGCCAUUCCCCACGCUCGCCGAGGCCCAGGAGAUGGCCAGCCAGGGAGCUGUGGUGGCCCACAGUCGCAACAUCUCCAGACUUCCCCAGGCGGCCAAUGCGGCCAUCCUGCAGGGUGAGGAAUCUAAGCAAUCCGAUGACUCCGAGGAGGAAGUUCAAGACGGCAGCGGUAAUGAGGAGGGACAACCGCAUCCGGAGCCGGACUGGUCCAGCGAUGAUCCGGACAUCGACUUUGAGGCUCUGGACGCAGCAGUCGAAGCCUCCCUAAGUCAGCCGCUUUCCCAGGAGAAAGCUGCUUCGCCCAUUAAAACAUACGUUGGCCACAAGAUUCCCGAGGAGUUCCUCAAGCAGGCUGGCCUGGACACCACCGCCUCCACCUCGAAUAGCAGCCAGCACGGCGGGGUAAAGCCCUUAUACGACCUCCUGCCGGAUGGAAGUGUCCAGGACACGACGCCGGAAGUGCUGGAAGCCCUGCACAUGUUUGGCCACAGUAAUUUCAGAAAGGGUCAGGAUCGGGCCAUCAUGCGCACCCUUUCCGGUCUCUCCUCGCUGGUUACCCUCAGCACAGGCAGUGGCAAAUCGCUGUGCUACCAGCUGCCCGCCUAUCUGUAUAGCCGCAAAAUGGGAGCCAUCACGCUGGUCAUCUCACCGCUGGUGUCGCUCAUGGAGGACCAGGUGACCGGGGUGCCGCACUUCCUGCGCGCCCACUGCCUGCACACCAACCAGACAGCGCCGCAGCGUAUGAAGAUCCAGCAGAUGAUUGCCGACGGGGAAAUUGACAUUCUGCUGGUUUCGCCGGAGGCUGUGGUUUCCGGCGAGCGGGCCACCGGAUUCGGGGCCAUUCUCCGCCAGCUGCCGCCCAUUGCAUUCGCCUGCAUUGACGAGGCACAUUGUGUGUCCCAGUGGAGUCACAACUUCCGGCCCAGCUACCUGAUGAUCUGCAAGGUGCUGCGAAAGAAUCUGGGCGUCCACACGGUCCUGGGUCUGACGGCCACCGCCACGCUGCCCACCAGGGUGAGCAUCAUCAAUCACCUGGGCAUCACGGACGGGGAGCGGGGCGUCAUCAGCGACAUCCCCCUGCCGGACAAUCUGGUGCUGUCCGUUUCCAAGGAUCACAACCGAGAUGCGGCCCUGCUCCAGCUACUCAAUAGCGAGCGCUUCGAGCCCUGCCAGUCCAUCAUCAUCUACUGCACACGGCGAGACGAGUGUGAGCGAAUCGCUGGCUUCAUUCGAACAUGCGUGCAGGAUCGGCGACAGCCCGCCCAGGAGCAGGGCAAGAAGCGCAAGCGGGUCAACUGGCAGGCGGAGCCGUACCAUGCCGGAAUGCCCGCCUCGCGGCGACGCACUGUCCAGAAGGCCUUCAUGGGCAACGAGCUGCGCAUCGUGGUGGCCACCAUCGCCUUCGGCAUGGGCAUCAACAAGCCGGACAUUCGCGCCGUCAUCCACUACAAUAUGCCGCGGAACUUCGAGAGCUAUGUGCAGGAGAUCGGACGAGCAGGUCGCGAUGGGUUGCCAUCCCAUUGCCACCUCUUCCUGGACGCCAAGGGUGGCGAUCAGUGUGAGCUGCGCCGGCAUGUCUACUCCAACUCCAUUGAUCGGCAUGUGAUCCGCAAGCUGUUGCAAAAGAUUUUUGUGCCGUGCGCCUGCGACAAGCAGGCUUCCCAGGGAGCUGCUAUUCCUCCAAUGGCUCUCGAAGGCGACGGUCCGAGGGUUCAUGUGUGUCCGGGUCACGAAAUAGGCUUCUCCGUGGAGAAAACCGUCGAGAUGCUGGACAUCCCGGCGGAGAACAUAUCCACGCUGCUCUGCUACAUGGAGCUCGAACCGCGCUGGUGCAUCAGUGUGCUCAGCUCGGCAUAUGUGAUGGCCAAGGUGAUCUCCUACGGCGGGCCCAAGUACCUGAAGCACGCAGCAAAAGAAUGUCCACCGUUGGCCAUGGCCAUUGCCCUGCAGAUUAGGGACAAGACCUUCAAGGAGGACUCGAACAUCAUUGAGUUCUCUGUGACGGACAUUGCAGCGGGAAUCGGUUGGAACAGCGGCGUGGUCAAGUACCAACUGAAGGACUUGGAGUGGGUAAAAGUGAAUGGAUUUCCAAAGCGUUCGCCCAUCACGGUGAGCUUCUAUGACUUGGGCUUCCGCAUCAAGGUGCCGGGCGAUUUUACGGAAACGGAGAUCGACAGUGCUUUGGACACACUCUAUACGCGAUCUGUGAAGCAGGAGCGGACCCAGCUCAUCCAACUGCAGUAUGUGGCCCACGGCUUGGCGGCGGUGGCCUACAGUUCCUGCAGCCAGUGCUGCAAUGCGGACUUUCCCCAGGAUCGGGGCGAGCAACUAAAGGCUAUUGUGCGGAACUACUUUGCCAAUGACUACCCGCAGGAUCUGGAGUUGGAAGUGGAGCCCAGCAACGUGCCGGAUGAAAGCAUCACGGACGACGUCCAUGCCCUGAUUAACAUGUAUCCGGACAACACGUUCAGCGGACGGAACAUUGCGCGCAUCUUCCACGGCAUCACGAGUCCCAACUAUCCGGCCGUCAUUUGGGGACGCUGCAAGUUCUGGCGCGCCCACGUCAAGGUCGAUUUCAAUCGCAUCCUGCAGCUGGCGAACAUGGCCAUCAUCAAGAGGCGCACCUGAUCGGUAUCGUUGGAUUGAUGUGAAUUCCCAUAUGUGAUGCCCUGGUGAACCCAUAAAAUAUCUCUAUGAAUUUGAAAUUAUGUGAUGCCAUUCUAUAACAUUUGUGGCUAUUGUUCUUUUAAGUCUAUUCAAAUAUAAAAAAGCCCUUUAGGUAAAA
Molecule: messenger RNA, 5011 nt
Organism: Drosophila elegans
Lineage: Eukaryota; Metazoa; Arthropoda; Insecta; Diptera; Drosophilidae
Gene: RecQ4
Product: ATP-dependent DNA helicase Q4
Exons: 7
Coding region: 91-4854 (1587 amino acids)
Biological process (GO): double-strand break repair via homologous recombination; DNA replication
Cellular component (GO): chromosome; cytoplasm; nucleus
Molecular function (GO): nucleic acid binding; zinc ion binding; four-way junction helicase activity
Source: RefSeq, a predicted model, not a curated record